Cynara cardunculus var. scolymus (artichoke) is the source of this 1341-nucleotide messenger RNA. RefSeq lists its product as uncharacterized. The record is from RefSeq and is a predicted model, not a curated record. Lineage: Eukaryota; Viridiplantae; Streptophyta; Magnoliopsida; Asterales; Asteraceae. The transcript has 3 exons. The coding region runs from base 1 to 1341 and encodes 446 amino acids.
AUGGCCAAUAUGCUUAAAAAUCUACCUUCUAGCCAAGAAGUGCAAUCGAAUUCCUACACUAACACAUAUAAUGCCAGUUGGAGACAACACCCAAAUUUUUCAUGGAAUAGUCCAAGUUUGAAUCCCCCAAUCCAUAAGCAACAAGGAAACCCUAAUUUUCAACAACAGCAACAUGCAAGCAGUUCUAAUUCUCAGAAUCACCAUCACCAGAAUUUUCAAAGUAAUCAACCACCUUUUCAGACCAAACCACCUCCACAGUCCGAAUCAUCAUCUUCCUUGGAAGCAAUGAUAAAAGGACUGGUGGCUCAGUCCCAAGCACAACAACAAAUGAUGACUCAAAAUCAAUCUUUGUUCAAUCAACAAAGUGCUGCCAUCAAAAACCUGGAAACACAAGUUAGCCAACUUGCUCUUAAUCAGAAUAGUAGAGCCCUUGGUACUUUACCUAGUAACAUUGUAGUCCCGAGAGAUCUAGGAAAAAAACACGUGAAGGUAGUGACUCUUAGGAGUGGUAAGGAAUUAACUGAGAUCAUACCAAAAGAAAGUGAACAUGUUGUGUCUAAACCUGAGACUAUACCUAUGGUCCUUGUUACUGAAAGUCCAUCAAAACCUUUGAAUGACCAACCUCCUGAGACCACCACUGUUGUUCCUCCUAAGUCAGACUAUCCUUUGUUAUUCCUAGAAGAAGUUGCUAAGAAAAAGCCAAUUGAGGAUGAGGUUAUAACAUGUCCAAAAACCAAAGUUGUAAUCCCAUUUGAACCUCAAGAAAGUAAGACCAAGACUCUAGGCACUCUGGAUCCAUCUUGCUCAACACGACCUAACAAAGCCAUCAUAAAGCCAAUUCCUCUUUAUGUUCCUUUUCCCCAAAGGUUAAGGAAUCAAAAGGAAGAAUUGCAUUUCAAAAAGUUUUUGGAAGUGUUUAAAGCAUUGCACAUCAACAUACCUCUUGUUAAAGCGAUUGAGCAAAUGCCUAGUUAUGCCAAGUUCCUUAAAGAUAUUUUGAGUAAGAAGAAGAAGUUAACCGAAUAUGAAACCGUAGCUCUUACCGAGGGAUGUGGAAAGGAGAUUGGUAAAGCAUUAUGUGAUCUGGGAGCUAGUAUUAACCUUAUGCCCUUGUCUGUGUUCAACACCCUAGGCAUAGGAGAAGCUAGACCCACCACUGUCACCUUACAAUUGGCCAAUAGAAGCAUUGCUUAUCCAAAAGGUAAGAUUGAGGAUGUCUUAGUUCAGGUUGACAAAUUCAUCUUUCCGGCUGACUUCAUCAUCCUAGAUUUUGAGGCUGAUAAGGAUAUUCCCAUAAUCUUAGAAAGACCUUUCUUAGCCACUGGUGGAACUUUUGAUUGA